Molecule: messenger RNA, 2746 nt
Organism: Chinchilla lanigera (long-tailed chinchilla)
Lineage: Eukaryota; Metazoa; Chordata; Mammalia; Rodentia; Chinchillidae
Product: zinc finger protein 501-like
Exons: 5
Coding region: 501-1709 (402 amino acids)
Source: RefSeq, a predicted model, not a curated record
GUGCUCAAUGUGCGUUCAGUCCUGAGAGCCCGCAGUUUGCUAGAACUGUCUCUAUGAUCUCUUCUUACUGCGGGGUGCAAAGAAUCCUCGGAGACCCUGAAGCCACACAAUGCCCAGGCUGGACAUUGAACUCAUGGCAAUCCUGAAUUGAUGAUAAUCUUCCUAUAUCAGCUUCCCAAGUGCUUGGAGAACAGGCAGGAAAGAGUGACCUUUGAGGAUGUAGCAGUGAACUUCACCUUGGCAGAGUGGGCUUUGCUGAAUCCAUCCCAAAAGAAGCUCUACAGAGAUGUAAUGUGGGAAACAUUAAUGAAUAUUAAUGCUAUUGUGUCUUCAAUACAGGAAGAACAUGGAAUAACCAGCAAGUUGAAGCAGUGAACAAAAAUUGCUCAAGAAAUCUAAGAUAUAAUGCAGACAAUUAUUUGAGAUGUGGAGGGAAGCAAUAUAAAAGUAAUGGACAUGGAAAAACCUGCAGUGGUUUCCAGUCCUUUCACAAGCAUGAAAUGGGAAAGACUAGAGAGAAACUCUAUCAAUAUGAACAGUGUGGGAAGGCCAACUUUAAUCUUAGUGAACAAAUUCACCCCAGAGAGAAAACAAUUUUAGGUAAGACAAGUGUAAAACCUUCCACAACACCCACUGGUGAGGAAAUCCAUAAAAGAAAUCACAGUUUGGGUAGUCGAUAUGUACACAAUCACUGUGAGAGUGUUUUCAUGUCUUCAUACCGCAGUCAGGUAUAUGAAAGAAGACAUGCUGGAGAGAAACCCCUUGUAAUUACAAAAUGUGUAAAAGCAUUAGCUCUUAGGAAUUCUUUUCAAAAACAUAAAAAAACUCACACUGGGGAGACACCGGAUGUAUAUGAGCAGUGUGGGAAAGCAUUCAAUAUACACAGUCACUGUCAAAGUCAUGAAAGAAUUCACACUGGGCAGAAACCCUAUUUAUGUAAGCAAUGUGGGAAAAUAUUCGGCACAAACAGGAGCCUUCUAGUACAUGGAAGAAUUCACACGGGGGAGAAACCAUAUGUAUGUAAGCAGUGUGGGAAAUCUUUCAGACACAAUAGUAGCUUGAAAGUACAUCAAAGAAUUCAUACUGGGGAGAAACCCUAUGAAUGUGAGCAAUGUGGGAAAGCAUUCAAUACACAAAGUUACUGUAAAAGUCAUGAAAGAAUUCACACUGCGGAGAAACCAUGUGUAUGUAAGCAGUGUGGAAAAUCUUUCAGUCGAAAUGGUGACCUUCUUGUACAUGAAAGAAUUCACACUGGGGAGAAACCCUAUGUAUGUAAGCAAUGUGGGAAAUCUUUCCGUCAAAAUAGUAACCUUCUUGUACAUGAAAGAAUUCACACGGGGGAGAAACCCUAUGUAUAUAAGCAUUGUGGGAAAUCUUUCAGUCGAAAUGGUAACCUUCUUGUACAUGAAAGAAUUCACACCGGGGAGAAACCCUAUGUAUGUGAGCAGUGUGGGAAAGCAUUUAGGAUGAAUGGUUGCCUUGUACUACAUGAAAGAAUUCACACUGGCGAGAAACCCUUUGUAUGUAAGCAAUGUGGGAAAUCUUUUAGUCACUGUCAAAGGCAUGAAAGCAUUCACACAAGUGUGAAACCCUAUUUAUGUGUGGAAUGUGGAAAAAGAUUUGCUGUUAAGUCCAAUUUUUGUAGACAUAGAAGAUUGCACUCCGAGGUGCAACAUUAUGCAAUGUGGGAAAUCUUUCCAGAAAAAUAGUGCCUUGCAAAGUCAUCAAAGUAUUCAUACUGGGGAGAAACCCUAUGGCUGUAAUAGUGUGGGAAAUCUUUCAGCAGAUUCAAUCACUGACAAAGACACGAAAGAAUUCACACAAGGGUGAAACUAUGUGUAAAAUGUGAAAACAGGUUUGCUGAUCAGUUCAAUUUUUGUAGACAGAAGAUCCUUCACCUGGGGGCAACAUUAUUCAGUGUGGGAAAUCUUUCAGCCAAAAUAGUACACUUCUUUUAAAUGAAAGAAUUCACACUGGGGAAAAGCCCUAUGUAUGUAAGCAAUGUCAAAAAUUUUUCAGCCAAAAUAAUGACUUAAAAACACAUCAAAGAGGGGGCUGGUGAUUUAGCUCAGCAGCACAGCACCUGCCUGGCAAGUGCGAGGUCGUGAGUUCGAUUCCCGGUACUGGAAAACAAACAAACAAAAUAAAUAAAUAAUAAAUAAAAAAUACAUCAGAGAAUUGACACUGGGGAAAAACCGUAUGUAUGCAAACAAUGUGCAAAAUCAGACAAAAUAUUAACCUUGUACAUGAUAGAACUCACUGGGGAGGAACCAUAUGUAUGUAAGCAGCGUGGGAAAUUUUCAGUCAAAAUAGUACCUUGCAAAGACAUCAAAGUAUUCAGACUGCGGAGAAACCAUGUGCAUGUAAGCAAUGUUAUAAAUCUUUCCACUACCAGAGUGAGUCUCACAAACAAGAAAGAACUCACAAUGGAAAGUCACACUGUGCACUUCAGCAAGUGAGGAAAGCAUCCAGUGCACAAGUAUGUGAGCAAGUGCAGGAGACAGUACACAACAAGGGAGAAACCACAUGUAUGUGGACAGUGUCAAAAAGAUGUGCUGGGAAAUUUUCAUUUUAGAAAUGUAAAAUUCCCCUCAGACUGGAGAGUAACUGCAUAUAAGAAAAGUAGGAAAAAAAUUCUGCUGACAUAGAUGCUAACCUUCAGAAUGAAGUAACACUGUGGCCCAUGCCUACGUAUGAACUGUGGGAAAGCACCCAGUAUACUUUGAAAAUUCCUCAUGUUGAGACC